GAGAGAGAGAGAGAGAGAGAGAGAGAGAGAGAGAGAGAGAGAGAGAGAGAGAGAGAGAGAGAGAGAGAGGCAUCUACACUGUGCGACGCAGCGAUCGAUACGAGAGACUACACCGGAGUUAACCCAACGUGCAGAGAGUAGACCCUUGUCCACAUCAGCUUGCCACCAUGGGGAUAUCACCGUCCAGUCUCCUGGAUGAAAGUAAAUCCAACUACAUAAGAGGUUGUGCGGAGGCAGAGCUGAAGGAGUUCAGUCCCCACUACAGGAGACAGUACUCUGUGGUCUUCUUCUCCCAAGUCCAGGAUGAGCUGGAGCAACAGAAAGAGAAAAUAAAACAGCUCCUCAAACAAAGGGGUCCUCCGAAGGCGGGGGAGGUGCUGUAUGAGGAACAGGUCCUCCAUUUUGAUUAUACCCGGAAGUGGAAGGAGAGAUACAUGGUGGUUCGCGCCAACCACUGCCUGGAGUGUCACGACAGCUUUGAGAGCUUUGUGAAGGGCGUGCCCCCGCUCCACAAGCUGCUACCAACAGGAGGCACUGUGCUCACCACAGAGGAGAAGUACAUGGCCAUGGUGGACCAAUGCUUCCCUGUUUCUGAAACCAACAAUGUGAAGGAGGAGUUUGCCCCUCCUACAAGUGGCAUGCCUGGACAGUUUCCUGUGUACCUCAGGCUUCCGUACCGUAGGGAUUACUACUUCUGCUUCCGACAGGACGCUCGUCAAGAUGCAUUCCUCUCCAUCCUCUCUGACUGCAUCCGUCACCAGAACCAAGACUUCUUAAAGAAGAAGACGGUUGAGGUGCAGGCCUUCCUCAAGGCGGUCCACCUCUACAGACAAGAGAAGGGCCGUUAUGACUCCUGGAACAUGCUGAUUGGCAGUGAUGUCAGGGUACUUGCCAACUUGGUUAUGGAGGAGCUGUUGCCGUCUCUGGAGAAGGAUAUGCUGCCUCAUCUGAAAGCCAAGAAGACAGAGAGGAAGAGAGUGUGGUUCACUACUAUAGAAGCAGCUUAUAUCCUGGUGCAGGAGUGUCUGUUGGAGGGGCUGUCUGUUCUGAAGGAGGAGUGUAAGAUGGCAGCUUGCCAGCAGGAGGUGCUGAUACGUUCUGAUAUGGACUUGAUCCUUCACUCUAGAACCUACCUGGAGGGAAAGCUUCGAGCCAGUGUAUCAGAGCCAGCAGAGAAGUUAUUUUCGGAGGGCGUGCAGCCCUACCUGGCCUCCAUACUGGAGGAGCUCAUGGGACCAAUCAGCUCAGGGUUCCAGGAGGCACGGCUCCUAAUUGACAACCAGAUGGACCAACUGUGUCAGGACUUCCAGGAGGGCGGCGUUACCGACAAACUCAAGCAGGCCCUGGCUAAGCUGAGUAAGCCCAACCUGUUGAGUUGUUACCAGAGGAUCAACUCUCUCCACGACCAGCUGCAUGACCUGCAGGAACGCUUUGGCUUCUCCAACAUCAGCAAUCUGGUCCACAGCACCCAGAUAGACCUGCAGCAGCUGAUUGAAAACGCAGCGUACUCGUUUGAGCUGCUAUUCUACAAGGCCAAAGAAAACUGCACAGACAAUGUAGGCUCUGCCAUGGAGAAGUCCAGGCACAUGGUGCUCAAGCAAUAUGAUUACGACAGCAGCACAGUCAGGAAGAGGAUCUUUCAGGAGGCCUUGGUGGGGAUCACUCUACCUCACAUUAAGAAGAACCUGGCCCCAACCUGCAAAACAGAGCUGCAGGGUCUUGAACAGUUCAUUGAUGCAGACUAUUCCAAUUUUCUCCAUGUGGAGAAUAUCUAUGAAGGCAUUCUGCUGCAGACUCUGGACAAGGAAGUCAGCAAAGUGGUGAAGGACGCAGCCAGCCUACAGAAACACAACCUGUUCACAGACAGCAGGGACCCCCUGAGCCAGACCAGCCGCUCCAGUCCCCUCUCCAUCCCAUCCACCCCCAGCAGCCCAGCCAGGGUGCCAUUCUCCCCCACACAUCUCCAGACCAAGCCUGAGACCUCUACCUUUAUCCAGACCCAGCCUGAGACCCAGCCCCAGGCUGAGGUACCAGCACCAGCCCAGCCUGUCUCUCCUGAUCUGAGCAACAGUCUGGCGUUCGUUGGGGGUACACAGGGGGACCCCCCAAGUGUCGUGUUGAAGGCAGAGCAGAACAAGCUGGAGGCGGUGUCAGGGGCCACAGUAGAGAUUGAGGCCCUGGGGGCCAGUAUUGCACCUGCUGUUACAGCUCCAGUGGAGAAGCUAGUCAAGGUGGAGAACACAGUCAGUAUACAUGAGACACCUGUAGUGGCUGAGACAAAAACGGAGGACAUGUCUGAACCAACUGAGACAGCUCAAGUGGAUACCCCUGUCCUAACAGAGACAGAGAAAACACCCACUCCUGGAGAUGGUGUGGAGGUGGAGAAGACAGUAGUAAUGGGCGUACUAACUACAGUAGCACAAAGCAAAGCCCCUUCCCCCAAUCCGUUCCCUGUCCCUGACCCUUCCCCUGUUUGUGUUGUCAAGCCUGUAGCUGUUGAAGAUUCACCUAUAGCUGUUGAAGAUUCAGUAGCAGAGCACAUGGCUUCACUCACAAUCACCACUGCUGAGACAGAGGCUGAGUGUGAAAGCGGUCCUCCUAACAGUGAACCAGAAGCAGCCUCUAGUGGUGAGCAGCCUGUAACUGCGCAACCAGCAGACGCCAGCCUUGCUGCAGCAGCAGAGACCAAGGAUGUGCCAGCCUCAUCCUCCGCCAUCCCAGAUGAUGGGGAUGAUGGAGGGGUUACAGAGAGCGAGUCAGCCCCCUCAGACAUCAAGAUCCCUGGUGAUGAUGAUGCCACGAGAGCAGCAGCCCCCACUGAUGAGGUCAAAGUGUCACAGAGCAACGAAGUGGAGUGGAGCGUUUCUGUGACCUCUAACCUUGCAGUAGAGGUCAGCGUGAGUGAAACACCAGUCGGCAUCGCCACCAAGCCCCCUGUAGAAGUAUCAGAGGGUAACCCCGAUCCCCCUAGCGACGCCCCGGUCUCUGAAGCAACAGGAGGCGUUAACGGAGAAGCUAGCGUUGAAGUCACUGCUGGUGCUUAUUCCACCGUAGCAUCAGCAGCCAAUUUGAAUGUAGUCCCUCCACAGCCCCAGCCAGAUACCCAGGCCACCCUCCUUGCUGAGCCCACCAAAGAAGCCCUCCAGGCUGUGGAGCCCGCUGAGCCUGCUUCCCGGGCCAUGGACUGUGUGAAAGAGAUCCAGGACCUGGUGGUGGCGGUGUUUGAAGUGGAGGAGAUGGUCCAGCGCCACCCAGGUAGUGAUAACAUAUGAGGGAGGGGUGGCCAGUGAGGUGCCUGAUAUCACACAGAGAAUAAAUGAAGAAAAGGACCCCAUUCUUUAAAUCACUGCAAUUGUGAGGAGUAUGAAAAUGUUGUAGACUAUAACCUCGCUGUCGUCGAACCCAAUCACUAUACUGACUGAGAUUACCCUCACCAUCAAGUACAAACAAUGAACUGUUACACAAGCAUAAAACUGCACGCUUCCAUAAAAUUGCAGUGGUAAAAUAUGAACAUAUACAAUUGUGUUUGUGAGAAGAUUAAAGUAGUGAGAUAUGGGCAUAAAUAGAAUAUCAAGUUAGGGACCAAGAAAAAGCCAAUUAAUUUGGUACACAUCAAAUUGACUAUUGCAAUUGUGUGUAACUAUCUCCACUUGUCAUUGUGUGUUUUUUUUAAAUAUCUUCUAUGUCCCUACAUAUGAAUAUGCAUACAUUCUAGAUGAUUCAGACACCAUUUCUGUUACAACAGCACUGCCAUAUAUUGAGUGGGUCUGAGUAGCAAUGGGAGGGUUCUACAUAUGGAGGAAAAGAUGUUCUAUUCUGUGUGCUCUGACUUGCUGAAGGAUUUUUCUCAUCAGUUAAUAUAGAGGGUUAUGCAUGCUCAUACUCAAUCACCAGCUAGUCCACCAAGUCCCAGUAAGAUACCACUAGAUGAGGUUCUACGGUUCUUUCCUAGUGUCUACUGCCUUAUUUCCAUGAAGGAGGAUUACCACCCAUUUCCAAUAGAUGUGGUUGCUAUGGAGACUGGUCCAGUGACUUUAUUCCUGAAUGACUAAUAGCCGUGUUGAAACAGCACCUGUUCUUUCAUACAUGACAUGUUACACAGUCAUUUUGUGAAGGGGCUAUACGCAUUUGUGUAUGUAUAUUCAAGUCUGAAAAAUAUACUGUCAAAUAAAGUAUGAAGUCUACAAAAACAA
This is a messenger RNA of Salmo salar (Atlantic salmon), 4193 nucleotides long. It is a transcript of the gene niban1a, whose product is annotated as niban apoptosis regulator 1a. The record is from RefSeq and is a predicted model, not a curated record. Lineage: Eukaryota; Metazoa; Chordata; Actinopteri; Salmoniformes; Salmonidae.